This is a messenger RNA of Culicoides brevitarsis, 1263 nucleotides long. RefSeq names its product lachesin-like. NCBI's taxonomy places the organism in Eukaryota, Metazoa, Arthropoda, Insecta, Diptera, Ceratopogonidae. The coding region runs from base 1 to 1212 and encodes 403 amino acids. The record is from RefSeq and is a predicted model, not a curated record. Gene Ontology annotation, cellular component: neuron projection. The transcript is spliced from 12 exons.
AUGGUGGUUGUAGAAGAACCAGAAUUCACAGAAGUAAUAGAAAAUGUCACUGUACCUGCUGGAAGAAAUGUCAAAUUAGCUUGCUCUGUAAAAAACUUAGGAUCAUAUAAGGUAGCGUGGAUGCAUUUUGAACAAUCAGCAAUUCUAACGGUACAUAAUCAUGUGAUUACCCGUAAUCCACGUAUUAGUGUGACGCAUGAUAAGCAUGAUAAACACCGAACAUGGUUUCUACACAUUUCGAAUGUCCAGGAAGAAGAUAAGGGUAGAUAUAUGUGUCAAAUUAAUACGGUAACUGCUAAAACACAAUUUGGCUACCUUCACGUUGUUGUUCCUCCAAAUAUCGAUGAUUCUUUAAGUUCUAGUGAUGUAAUUGUCAGAGAAGGAACUAAUGUUACUUUGCGGUGCAAAGCUACUGGAAGUCCUAUGCCAACUGUCAAAUGGAAAAGAGAUGAUAACUCGAAAAUAGCAAUAAAUAAAUCACUUAGUGUUCUAGAGUGGGAAGGGGAAACGUUAGAAGUAUCAAGGAUAUCUCGGUUGGAUAUGGGUGCUUAUUUGUGUAUUGGGAGCAACGGUGUGCCACCAUCAAUAAGCAAGAGGAUAAAAGUUAGCGUUGACUUUCCUCCAAUGAUUUGGGUGCCACAUCAGUUACUAGGACUCCCAUUUAACACAAAUGUUACGUUAGAGUGUUUUACAGAGGCACAUCCUACCUCUCUCAAUUACUGGACACGUGACGACGGACACAUGAUUCAUGAUUCAAAAAAGUAUCGAACUGAAUCAUUUGUUGGAACACCGAACUAUAAGACUCACAUGAAAUUGCAUAUUUUUAACGUGCAACGUCCUGAUUUUGGUUCCUACAAAUGCGUUGCCAAAAAUCCAAGAGGAGAGACAGAUGGUACUAUUCGAAUUUAUGAGUCUCCUCAACCAACAUCAGCACCCACAACAACUGAGUCUAGUCGGGAUGCGUGGUCUGUGAAGAAUGACUUGAACAAUUCACUUAAUGGUCAACAGAACUCUGUGAACACCAUUGAUAAAAAUACCAAAUUGAAUGAAAUAGAUAAAUUUGAGCACAAAUCUCCGUACGUAAAUGCAGAUAACACAUGGCCGACACAUGAUAAAAAGGACCAAGAAAAUAAAGGUCCGAUUCUCCGGCACACAACAGUGUUCUUGUCAGCAUUUUUUGUAAUUAGAGAUUUGCUUAAGUUGGUGAAUUAAAACGCGAAAUGGAUGAAAUCCAUUAUAUAAUUAUUUUUAAUAUAUUUAAUU